AAAUAUAGCUCCACUUCGGAGCCUCUUCAGCGGCAAACAGCCAUAGGGACACACAAGAGGGCAGCCCCACCCUCCUGUCUGAUCCUCCCGCCGCCACCACUACCACUGUUGCUGCUCUCAACGACCACCCAAUGCCCGGCAUGGCGCCGCCGGCCACUUCGGCUGCGGCUGCACUCAGGCGGUCACAACAGCUACAGGCACAGCCUCAGCCAAAGACCGGCAACCUACGGCAGAGCAAUCCACCUCCAGCCACCGCAUCCUCUUCCAAGAAGCAACUGCAGCAACAGUCUACUACCUCCACCGCAGGCCCCUCUCGGUUAGCAAAGCAGAGCACAGGGACGACGUCCAGUAGCCGCGAGGCUUCAGAUAUGGAGACGACGUCCGAGGAGGAAGACGAUGAUGAUGAUGACGACGACGAUGAAGAGGAGGAAAUGGCAUUGCAGAUGGAUGGACAAGAUCUAUGGACGCAAAACUACUGCUCCGUAUGUGACUGUCUCAUCGAGCCAGGUCAAGGGGUAGGCCCCUCUGGCAGCCAGAUCAAAGCCAACAAGGGGUCUCGCAUCGUAGACGAUGACCCCCCUCUUCCUCUGUCUGCUUCACGGUUGCCAAAGAAGAACUCUUCUGCUACCUCUUCCGUCUCCUCUGGACUACACAGCAGCGCCAGUACCAUCAAGAGUCGGCCUCCCUCGUCAGAAGGGAAACUCAAACGCAAUGGAUCCAGUGGCAAGCUAGCAGGGGCUGCCAUCCGGCGAAACGGCAGCGCAGGCUCCCGUUUGAAUGCCUUGAGCGAUCUCAAGCCCACGACGAAGCUCAAUGGCGAGGUCAGCAAGCCAGCCAAGACUGGCGCUGGAGCCGCCGGACAGGUGGAUAAGACGAGCCCCAAGUACAGCAGACGCAGCUCGGCAGCUAGUAUAGCAUCGGCAGGCACCACCGGCAGUGAAGCCGACUCCUUCUACUCGCAACCGUCUCCGCGCAGCCACCUGCCUCGAUCCAAGAAGGGCGGUCUGCUCGGUGGUAUCACACCGGCUAUUCUGAAGCAGCAGCAGCAAGAAGAAGAGGAAGCAAGUCGAGCCACUGCGCCCACUGCCCUCUACUGCUCCGAGCGAUGUCGGGAAAUCGAUCAGCAGACUUCUCUAGCUGGCCUGGCCGAGUUCGGCUUCUAUACGAAUCAGGUCAGUCCUACGUGGCCCCCAGAGUCACCGACACAACCUCGUGGCGCCAUGCCCUCCAGCUUGUCUUCACUCCGUGGUGUGGGACCUCCUGCCAGGGGUUCUGACUCGGUAGAUGGCAAGAUAUGCACUUGCAACGAGUGUCAGGAGAGGAACAGCGCCAGUGGCACAGUACCUAGCGGUGCAAGUGACACCACUGAAGGUUCGGGAGGAUACCCUUAUAGCCGCAUGGGCGCCCCAGUCUAUCGCAAGCAGCGAUCUCAGUCUGGUCGGAUCAUCACCCCACAGAAUCUCAAUCCACCCUCUGGCGGUGAGGACGGCUACUUCCCACGCUAUGCCGAGUCACGCAGACAUCCUUCCAUCAGCUCUACAAAUGUCAACAACAGUACUGCCUCUACUGGCAUGGAAAGCAGACCAUCUCCGGAACGUACAGCAUCGGCGGCCAGUGGCGAGACUGGGCGCAGUGGGACAGGAAGCAGCGCACAGAGUACUGGCAGCUACGCAGAGUUUUGGGAGCCCAAGCUGAGGUCGAGCACAAAGGCCAAGGGCAAGGGCAAGGCGGGACAUUUGGAUGAAGACUCGGAUGCAGCAGGCUCGACAGCCAUCGACGAUCGUGUCUCCCAGCAGGGUAGUAGGACCCGGACAUCCACGGUCCGCGAGCAGUCUCAGGGCAACUCCCAAGGGACUGUCACCCCUGCUGCUCAGGGUCCCAACAGCACUGCCGUACCUAGCGUGGGUAGUCUUCCAGCCGGGGCUAGCUCUCUCAAUCUGCUCAAGAAGCAGAGCAGCAGUUUCCGAAGCUCCCCUUCGGUCGAAUUUUCUGCCGAUAUGGCUCAUAGUCCGGCAUUUGGCAGGCCUCAUCUUGCAGAAAGCUUUGCCAGUGAGCACACAUUGGGCAGCAGCGCCAACACCAUGGUCCAACGUGCGCCAUCCCUUCGCGAACGUCGCAAAGGCAGGGGUAAAUCGCUCAUGCUCGAGUUUCCCGACGCUAGCAGUCACACGGGCAGUCCAGACGAGGUGAAAGCAAAGCCCAACGUCGAUGUCAAUUCCGCUGAAAGGCUCAGCAAGAGCUACUCGAGCCCACGUGUGGACGCCAUCGAUGCCCUUAAGGCUGCAAGUGGCCUGACGCCCGCCACUGCUUCCUCUGCUCGCUUCUCCCCAAAUUCGCAGACGCCCAACAGCGAUGAUACGUCGGAGAGGCGAAACUCAUCUGGAGCUACUCUGCUCUCUUCUGCCUCUUCUGGCUUCCUCAAGGGACUGUCGUCGGCCUGGACUGCCUUCCGAGGUACCACCCCUGCGAUUCCGACUCCUACCCUGAUCGUCCCAGAGGAUGCAAGCACCUCAAGUGGGGGAUCGCAAAGGCGGUCUUCAGCUCAGCUUUCGAGCCCACUGGGCAGAGCGAUCAUGGACUCGAGUCCUGAUGGUCGUCGCGGUCGCUCUUCUGUUGCGUCCAACAACAGCGGCAACAGCGGUAUGCUGUCCAAGUCGGCUGCCUCCGAGAGUCUCUCCAGGAUCAUGUCCAAUACGAACCUGAGUAAGAGCUAUCGAGGCGCUUCGCCCUCUAGUGUUGCUCGCCCAGGAGUGAAUCGAGGUAGUAUCCCGGCCUUUGCAAAGGAGAUUGGACAAGGGCAGAUCCCUGGCGAGCCAGCUGCCAAGGCGGGUCCUCCCUCUCCUCAAGAGUCUGCUGAAGGCAGCGCAUCCUCGCCGCAUCAGCCACGUCGCAAUAGCUCCGCUCUCGGAUUGACGUCCACUGGCGCUACAGAAGAGGAGAAGCGAAGGCGCAGAAAGGCAGAGCAGAGGCAUCAGAGAAGCAAGGAUGUGACCAUGCUUCCUCCACUCCUCGCACCCAGCAAUCGUACAAGCAGCGCAGUCAGUCUUGCUCAACAUCGCUCCAGGAGUGGAAGUCGAUCUGCUGUUGCUCACGGAAACGGCGCGACUUUUACAGUUGGUAGUGCGGGUGCUGGCUCUUACCAUGAGCUGUACAGACCUACGACGCCUUCGCUGUUGACUGCUCGAGCGAGGGAUGGAGCAAGGAGUCCAGAGAUCUCACUCAACGAUGGCGCUCCCGUUGUGCAUGCCGAAGACGAUGCCACCCCGCUGCCAAAGGUCUCGAGUCAACAGGAUCUAUACCGCGCAGGUACCAGCCCCAGGAGAAGUGGCCUCGGUUGGGGUGCCAUGACCCCCAUCACCCCUCACGCUGCUCACCCACCCACCUUUCACCAGCAUCAACCUCAGCCGCAGCGUCAAGGUCCUCGCCUUACUCACCAUCACACCUCGGGUCCUCCCGUUAGUAGAAGUGGAGUAGCCCUCGGCAACAUGGGUCUGCUCGGCCAUCAUCCACACGGCUCUCAAGCGACGUACGGCAGACACAACACCAUGCCCGUCAGGACUACCACGCCAAUCGUUCCCGAGCACGGUGGAGAGAUGAGCGGAGCGGCCCUCACGGGACAGGACGUGGAGAGCUUCUACAGAGAGGCGGCCGCGGCGGCUGCUGCUGGUGCGCACGCGAGACCUCAUUCGGCCAUGAGCAACCGGAGAGGCUCGUACGCCGCCGCCCACGCCCAUCACGGGCUUGCUGCGUCUUCCUCUUCCUCUACACCUGCACUUGCUCAGCACGUCAUCGCAGGCUCUGGGCACGGUCACAGCAAUGUCAUCACUUCUGGUCCUGGCGGUGCUGGAUCGGGUAGGCCGAAAAGUAUGAACAACGCGCAGCGCAGCUCCUACCAAGGUCUCGUGCCUCCCUCGCCCAUCCGAAAUCACUUUGAACCACUGCCCGAUCGUACCUGGUCCUAUGACAAUCUGGCCAACGCGAGCAGCAAGAGUGGUGUCCACCAUCCACAUCACUCAGCUUCGGGAGCAGGUGGAGGACAGCAACCAGGUGGUGUCAGAACUUACUCGGUGCUCACCGUUCCCGGUAGGGAGGAGACGCACGAUAGGUACGACGAGUCCUGGAAUCACGUGGUGCAGAUGCUCGCUGGUGGGACAGCCGCCGCUGCCGCCGAUGGUUCAGCUGUCAACAGUAAAGAUUCGAAGGGGGUCGCUUCUGCUGCUGGGCCGGGUGCUGCUGCUGCUGCUGGGGGUGCUGUCCAAGGUCAUGGAGUGGCUCAUGGCGGAUUGGCAAGUCCUACAAGACCUGGAGCGACGUUGGGGCCUGCAAAGAGGAAACAACUCUUUCACUUUGGUCCUUGAGACCUUGGAGCUGGAGCUUGAUGCGCGAGCGCGAGCGCGAAAUGGCCAUACUGUGCAGCCCUUUCACCUCAGUACGAGCUCGAGCACAAGCACAAGCA
Molecule: messenger RNA, 4456 nt
Organism: Microstroma glucosiphilum
Lineage: Eukaryota; Fungi; Basidiomycota; Exobasidiomycetes; Microstromatales; Microstromataceae
Exons: 1
Coding region: 132-4358 (1408 amino acids)
Source: RefSeq, a predicted model, not a curated record